This is a messenger RNA of Bemisia tabaci, 5749 nucleotides long. It is a transcript of the gene ine, whose product is annotated as solute carrier family 6 member inebriated. Gene Ontology annotation, molecular function: amino acid:sodium symporter activity. Gene Ontology annotation, cellular component: plasma membrane. NCBI's taxonomy places the organism in Eukaryota, Metazoa, Arthropoda, Insecta, Hemiptera, Aleyrodidae. Gene Ontology annotation, biological process: sodium ion transmembrane transport; nitrogen compound transport; amino acid import across plasma membrane. The record is from RefSeq and is a predicted model, not a curated record.
AACUUGAGUAUUUUUUCUCGGCUGGCUUAGUCGCUAGUCGUAUUCGAAACGCGCGAGGUGUAGUCUCCUGCAUCAUGGUGUUUGUCCAUCACCGCCACCGGCUCUCGUCCACCAAGAUCUCGAAAAUCGAGUACAAGUUCCAAAAGGACUUUUGACGACCGGCGCCCGACGGUGUUUAGCUUAAUCGUCGUUUUUUAGCUGAAUUCCCCGAUUGUUUUCUAGAUUUUUCGGUGCGGGAAAUGGUGUUCGCGUCUGUUGUUUGUGUUGUGUGCGAGCGUGCUGACUCCGGUUCGGAUUGUGACAGUAAUUGAAAAGGAAGACAACUCGUUUGAUACUACCGACCCGCAACGAUUAGUUGCUCAACUUCCUAGCCCAACAGCAACUGGUUGCCCGACUCAUCAUCCCAACAGCAACAGGUUGCCCAACUCGGAACGAUCCCGGUGAUUCGAUCCUCAAAAGUCAUUUUUCUCGGUGUGAGGAGAAGGAAAUCCAAGGCUGUACUUCGACUGUGAUAUCUAAAUUUUAGGUUCGAUAGCGUAGCGUUAAAUUGUGUCCACUAUUAAUCAUUCCGUGUCCUCGUUUGUUGUGUUUUGAACCAGGACUGUUACUCUCUUUCGGUCAGUAGUGUGUUUUUUAGUCAUUCUAUCCUUUCGACAACGGUUCCCUUUUUUUUUAGCAAAAUUAAUUGAUAGCAGGUAAUCUUUUGAGACUUCCUAUCUUGGAUUCUUGGCCCCUCUCCUCGCAUUUUGAUCAUAUACCUUCAAAUGCUCAAGUUGGUUCCGGCAUCGCUAGGAACUCCAUUACAGUGCAAGGUCUGCAGGCAGACGGAAGGCAAUCAUCUCCAACCGCGCAAAUAACUUCCUUUGAUCGGCGAAAAUAAUUUAUAGACACUCGAGCCUCUUAAUUCCCUUGCAUUCCAUUAUCUUUUAAAAUUAUAAAUCAUCCGGUCUGCACUUUCGAGCGGAAAGUCCGCCGAUUAAAAAACGAUCAACCGUAAAAUACUCAACAAAAUUGAGCUUAAACCGGUCUCCAGGGUGAUAAGGUUCAACGAUUGACGCGUUUCAGCCACCUUAUCCUCGAUUGUUAUUAUCGUGAGAUUCGUAAAUACUCGGUAGUUCCAUUGCCCCUCUCAAAAGCAACACUCACAAAGUCGCCGACACCCCGCUCAAAUCGAACUUCCGCGCAAUAAUGUCUCCGUCGAAUUUCUAGACGUUGCCAUGUCUCUCAUAAAUAAUAAUAACAACAACAACAUCAGCAGCGUGAAGGCCAAGCUGCUGCCCAGCGGGGGGCCGGUACCGCGGAUCGUGAGCCAGAAGUUGGCCGAUAACAAGAUCAACCACCCGGUGCACAUUACAGAGGUCUCGGGUUCGAGUCCCGGCAGCCGGGCCAGAAUGGCUCAGCGCGUCUUGGAGAACGAGCGGGUCCAGGAGGAGACCCGGAAACUCCUCCUCAACGGGAACAACUCCAAGCCCGGGAGCCAGCAGCAGAAGAUCAUCAUCGUGCCCCUGGACAAGGAGCAUCACCACCAUCACCACCACCACCAGCACCAUAGGAAGCGGAAGAGCGAGAAGGGUGCCGGAAGUACGGGUAGCAGUGGAAGCGGGAGCGGGACAUGGAAGCCGUCGCUGGACAGUCUGGUGGUGCCGCGGGCGGCGUCCGGGGCGGCGAGUCUGCGGUCGCUGAGGGUGCCGGUCAGCGAGGAGCAGCACCUGGUCAUCCCGACGUCGCCGAGUCUGGCGUCGUUCGCUUUCGGGGACUCGCCCAACUCGAACCUCCUGCGACCCCUCUCGCAGGUCGUCUCGGUGCGGUCCCUGGCCUCCAUCGGCAUGGGCUCCACCGACGGCAAGAAGAUGACCAUCCGCAAGGUCCCCACCUCCCCCUCGGAGCUCCUCAACAUCGCAGACCCAAGCAUGUUCCUGAGCGAAGAUGAGUACUCUUCGUCCUCGAGCUACUCGCGCUCCUGUUCCGACUCAGGGAUGCACUACAAGCCGCGGCCCCGUAAGAGGGAGCACUGGGCCACCAAACUCCAAUUUAUCCUGGCAUGCGUCGGCUACUCCGUCGGCCUCGGCAGCCUCUGGAGGUUCCCCUAUCUCUGCUACAAGAGCGGCGGCGGAGUGUUUUUAGUUCCAUACUUCAUCAUGCAGCUUUUGUGUGGAGUGCCAUUAAUGUACAUGGAACUAGCCAUUGGCCAGUUCACCAAAAGGGGUCCUAUUGGAGCCUUGUCAAAACUAUGUCCAUUUUUCAAAGGAGCUGGUCUCUCGAGUGUAAUAUUGUCAUUCUUCAUGUCCUCGUACUACAGUGUCAUCAUAGCUUACUCCAUCUACUACUUCUUCACGGCGUUCCGCAGUCUACCACCGUGGAGUCACUGCGGCAACAAGUGGAACACCCCUAACUGCUGGUCGCCGGAUCUCAUGAAGCUCAAUAAUGGCUCGAAUCCUCAGCCAAAAUUCUCACAGUCCCCUGGUGAAGAGUUCUUUAACAACAAGGUGCUCCAGCUGAGUUCGGGUAUCGAGGCGGUGGGGGUGCUGCGGUGGGAGCUGGUGGCGUGUCUGCUGGCCGCCUGGAUCCUCGUCUACUUCGCCGUCUGGAAAAGUGUCCGCUCUUCCGGCCGAGUCCGCUACAUCACGGCCACCCUCCCCUACCUCCUCAUCGCCAUCUUCUUCGGAUACUCCCUCACCCUGAAGGGCGCUGACCUCGGGCUCAACUACCUCUUCCUCCCCCAGUGGGAGCUCCUCGCCGAUGCCAAGGUGUGGAUCUAUGCAGCAGCACAAACUUUCAAUUCCAUUGGAAUAGCUUUCGGGUCUGUAAUAUCGUUGGCGAGUUAUAACCGCUAUGGAAACCAGAUCUUCCGUGACACAAUCACCGUCUCUGUGAUCAACACUCUGGCCAGUAUCCUUGUCGGUGCUUUUGCCUUCGUCACUAUUGGUAACAUUGCUGCUGAACAAAACACCUCGAUCGAUGAUGUUAUUGCAGAUGAUCCUGGAUUAAUAUUUGUCGUAUAUCCACAAGCACUGUCCAAAAUGCCUUACUCAAACUUCUGGGCGGUACUAUUUUUCUUCACUCUCCUGUGUAUAGGCCUUAAUAGUCAAUUUGCCAUUGUGGAGGUUGUUGUGACUUCAGUGCAGGAUGGCUUCCCUAACUGGAUCAAGAGAAAAUUAGUCUGUCAUGAGAUUUUGGCCCUUGUUGUCUGUACAAGUUCCUUUGCAUUUGGUCUGAUUUAUGUGACUCAGGGUGGAAUGUAUUUCCUUCAACUGAUGGAUCACUUUGCAGCAUCUGUGACAGUGUUGAGCAUUGCUUUGAUAGAGCUAGUUGCAGUGUCUUGGUUCUAUGGUGCCAAUCGCCUUGCUCGGGACAUCGUCCACAUGACAGGAAAGCGACCAGGAAACUUUUUUACUACAUGCUGGUGGCUUGUCACGCCUGUUUUCUUGCUGGGUGUAUGGACCUUCAGUUUCUUGGACUAUGAGAGUCCCUCAUACAAUAAUGCAACUUAUCGCUAUCCAUUCUGGGCUGAAUACCUUGGAUGGCUCAUUGCUUUUAUUCCUUUAUCAUGCGUCCCCAUCAUAGCCAUUUAUACAGUCAUCAAAAUGGAAGGUGCUUCUUGGAGAGAAAAACUAGCAAACUCCUUCAAACCACGACUGGAUCCUGGAAGUCAAAUGGAUUAUAGAGAUGAUCACAUUCACGACAACAUAAAAGAGCUAUCUACUUUGAUAGAGUGCAAGAUUCAGCCACAGAUAGUGAUCAAGUCCUUGCCAGAGGAAGCAGAGGAGAACGAGGAUAACAACAGCAAUAAGGCAAAAGAAAAUAUACCGAUUAAAUAGACUUGUUAGACUUUACAGAUGGGUAUCAUUGGGUAGUCAAAUUUUUACUCAAAUACAUGUAAGCAGGUCGGUCAUCUGCUCACGCUCAGUGUAAAGGAAACUCAGCCGUUGUUUUACGUUGUUGUUACUUUAUGUUCUUCUGUGUGCUAUUACGUUUUUACGAUACACUCACCUUCAAGCUGUUUUUAAGAACUUGAUAAAAUGAUAAGUAAUAAAAUGAUAGUGCAAAAGAGGAACUCAACCUGAGUCAACUCCUGAAUAAGUACAAAUAUCCCGAUGAAUACCGUUCUGCAAUUCAUACUCUCAAAUUUUAAUUUUUUUACUCAACUGAUAGCUUAGCAAUCACUCUUGACCACUGACAAAAUUAGCUCCUUGGUUUUAAAAUGUUGAGCGUUUAUUACGGUCAAAGUUACGAAUUGUAGCCUGGGAAACAAUUCCAGCUGCAUAGUAUUUUAAGCACAUAAGACUUGGCGACAAUUAGGUUUCAGAUAGAUAAAGAGAACACCUCUACUGUAUUCCUAAAAUGAAAUUCCAUGGGAUGACGCUCAAGUUAUGGACCAGAAGAUUUAUCAUCCAUUGGCUUCAUACUAAGAGAAGAUAGUAGUGAUAUACUAUUAUUCAACUACAUUUGUAUAGUUUUGAAAUUGAACGGAAGUGGUAUUAUUUCUUAGAAAACAGAACACACUCGUACAGACCUGUGUUUCUCUACCUAUGCUCCCUUGGUAUGAUUGAGGUAAUGAUCAUAAACAGACGUCAUUAAGCAGAGAGGAUCUACUUACAAAGGUUGUUUUGAAAAAGAUGUAUAGCUUGUCAUAUAAGUUUAAUAGGUAUGCAUUUCUUUAACAUUCACUUUGUAGUUAGAUCUGUCUUACUUAAUGAUAUCCCAAUGUGAGAACACAAUAAAUGUUCUAACCACCGACCAACAAGAGGACAGCAAAAGGAGCAAUCUUUACUUUUUUCGAAAUGAAGGCCUCAAUAGCUUUUUCUUUUUCACCUAUAACAAAUAGUAAAAAUUCAAGGGACCUCCUGAAAGAGGACCAGAAACUCAGCUAGGCACCACUUCCACCUAAAAUUUUUGUACCUUACACUAUCCCCCACUAGUAAUGUGGAUAAUAUGCAUUGUCGGUGAAACUAUAAGGAGCCCUUCCUGAUAUGUGUAAAUUAAGCUAAACAAUGGAAAAGCUGCCCUCGUAGGCCAUUUUCCUAUCUACUGACACAAAUUCAAGGGUUAAAUAUCACCAAUUCCUGCUUUGCAGACCAUUGCUGCGAAAAUUUUUUAAAGACACUUUAAAUACAUUCCUUUGACUUCAUUCCAGAUUUCAUUGAACCAAAAGUAUUAACUGCUGAUAGGUUAAGAUAUGGCGUUUGGAUGAUUGCAUUGCAGUUGUAAAUUUAGUAAAAUCCUUAGUUCUAGGACAAGGUAGUGAAUAAUUGAUGAAUACAUUAGUAAAGAGAAGGGUUCAUCACAAAGGAUGAGCUAAGGAAAUCUAGCGUCAUUAUGUUAUUGAUAUAAUAUUUCUUUCCUUUCUUAUUUUUUUGCUCCAUUAAGUUCGGAGCAGUUCAUUUAAUGCAUUCCGUUAAAAGGGUUUAUGAAAUAUUUGUGUCUUACAGAAUUUAUUUUCCGUGGACAAUGAGACUAUUAGCUAGAAGUUAAGCUUUCUUGUGAGGCCAGUGUGACCGCACUUAAACAGUUUAUUAGAUAUUGUGUAAACAUUUCUGUAGGUAAAUACUUGACCAAGGUUGACUGUGAUUCUUAUAAUUAUGAAUUUAGAGAGCAUACGAUAACUUUAAUGUUUCUUUUAUACAAAAUACUUGAUGGAUUUAAAAGAAAAUGCAAAAUCAUCUUCUUUUUUCCUUCUCAUCCGGUGACGAUGGAAUGCAUUGUGAUUAGAAAAAUAUGCCAAAAUUAAAUAUUUAUUUUCAUAAAUUGA